Molecule: messenger RNA, 2538 nt
Organism: Sipha flava (yellow sugarcane aphid)
Lineage: Eukaryota; Metazoa; Arthropoda; Insecta; Hemiptera; Aphididae
Gene: Lrch
Product: leucine-rich repeat and calponin homology domain-containing protein 3
Exons: 12
Coding region: 396-2123 (575 amino acids)
Molecular function (GO): protein binding
Source: RefSeq, a predicted model, not a curated record
UUUUUUUUUUUUUGUAAAACGCACUUGAUCGCGUACAACUCGUUCCCGUGCUCAUCGGCAACGGCACUGCCGGUCGUGUGUCGCAAUGCGAGCGUGCGUCACGUUCCGCGCACCGUGCUCGCUUUGAUCGGGUGAUUUGUAUUCCUGUCCCAGUGAAAGUGGACGCACGGGCGCCGCAUUCGAAGAUGACACGUUCGUCCGAUAACGUGUCGAGAAACAUGCUUUUCGCCGCCGUCUCCGUUGGUCGCUCGACGUUUCGAACGCGACGCUAACCCGCUGAACGUGCGCGGUACCGCUUGUCCGCCCACCCAUCGUCGCUCUCUGGUACUCCGUCUUCGUUCGCGCUCCUCUUUCCAUGCGUCGCAGGCGAACCGACCUAUAGCGCACGCCUCGCCAUGGACUGCGGAUCGACGCUGUACUCUCAUCGUAACAACGGUCUCAUGACCCGGUCGCUGGAGAAACUUCUCGAAGAUGCCCAUCUGUGCGGUGAACUGAAACUCGGUGGACGUAAACUAAAAGAAUUCCCUACAACGAAUAAAUACGAUUUGUCCGAUACGACUAUCGCAGAUCUCUCAAAAAAUUGCUUCACUCACUUUCCUACUGAAUUAAUUAAAUUCUGGUCAUUAGAAUCUCUCAAUCUUUACCACAACGCCAUACGAUCAAUACCAAACACAGUAACAUCCCUUCAAUCAUUGGUGUAUCUUGAUCUCAGUCGUAACUGGUUAACAUGUCUACCAUCAGCUAUAUGUCAGUUACCUCUUGAAAUACUACUUUUAUCCAACAAUAAACUCAAACAGUUACCUAAUGAAAUUGGAUUCUGUAAAACUCUCAUUGAAUUGGAUGUAAGCUGUAAUGUGCUUACUCAUUUACCACCACAACUGGGUCAACUAUCCUCUUUAAAAUGCUUAAAUGCACAAAACAAUUUACUAAUCGAGUUACCAUUAGAAUUAACACAUAUAAAAUUAGCAAGAUUAAAUGUCAGUUUAAACCGAAUUGCAUCUUUACCUGUUGAACUUCGAUUAAUGUCUAGUUUGGAGAGUUUGGAUGUGGCAAAUAACCCUUUGGUAUCUCCUCCGACAGCUGUUUGUAUUAAAGGUCGUGUUCAUAUAUUCAAAUGGUUGGAUGUGAAAAGUAUUAAAGAAGGCCGCAAUCGAGGAUCUUCAUGGAAAUUUAAUUCUCUUAAAAGCAAUAAUCACAGUUUAGAUAGUAAUAUGGACAGUUUAACUUUAUCUGAAACAACUAGUCUUGUUCAUUCUUCAGAUGAGGGUGCAAAUGGAAGUAUGGAAUAUUUAAAUAAGUCUGAUAGAAAGCAUAAAGAAACAAAUAGAUAUAGUAACAAUGCAAGUCCUGAAAUUUUACGUGUAAGUAAAAGUAAUGGUAGCAUGUCAACAAAUUUGAACAAAUACACAAGUAAUAAUAAUGGUAUAAAAUCAAAUGAUAAGCCAACUCAACAUACUCAAAGCUAUAGAGAAUACAAAGAGUUCCUUAAACAACAACGUACUCAAGAGUCUAUUUACAAAGGAAAACCUCUAAACAACGAUAAUAAUGUUGAUCAAAAGGAUAUCCGUCCAUAUAUUAAACCGACAACACCAGAAAUCACAUCUACUCCUGUCAAUAAUUUAUCAUUACCAAGGACACCAAACCCUAGUUCGAAUAUUUGGUCCAAGUGUAAUACACAAGUCGCUAAAAACAAACUACAGUUCACUAUGAAACGAGAGUACGAUAAAGCAAGAGAAGAAGCAGAACUUGUUAAACAAUUAAGAAAUACUAUUGAAUCACGUUUAAAAAUGUCUCUUCCAAGUGAACUAUCACCAGCUCUUAGUGAUGGUGUUGUGCUUUGUUACUUGGCUAAUCAUGUUAAACCUAGAUCUGUGGCAAGCAUUCAUGUACCUUCACCAGCUGUGCCCAAACUUACAAUGGCUCGGUGUAGACGAAAUGUUGAUAACUUUUUGGAAGCAUGUCGUAAGAUUGGUGUUAAUGAGAAACUAAUUUGUUGUGCCGUCGAUAUUCUGGAAGGAAAAGGCAUUGUUCAAGUAGCCAUUACAGUAGCAGAGCUUUUGAAAUUUCAUACACCAAAAUCUCCAUCACAAACUGUACAUGUGCCAUCACUUUUAAAUGUAUAAACUAAUAUUUUUAAAUAAUUCAUUUACGGAAACAAUCUAUGAACAAAUAAUAAUAAUUGACUGAUUGAUAAGCUCACUAAUGAAAUGCUAUUGUAGCAUUGAAGACUGUUUUAUUUCUCUUGUUAAGAAUAUAAAAUUACCUCAAGAAUUUCAUAAAGAGGCUGAGUUAAUUUUAUAUAUUUUUUUAAUCAAAACGAAAUUUAUUAAAUGAAAUUUGUGUGUACCUACUACUUAAAAUUUACUACUGUAUUUUUAUUAUUUAGUUGUCAUUUUUACUGUCUAUAAAUACUAUUAUUAUUAUUUAUUUUAAACUUCCUAUAUAGCCUGUGUUAACAAAGUUUCGCCAUUCCUAAAUAUAUUGGCUGUACUUUAAUUUUAGUAAACUUGUUUUGCUUUUAUACUUUUAAUUUAAAUU